This is a messenger RNA of Antechinus flavipes (yellow-footed antechinus), 4153 nucleotides long. RefSeq names its product fatty acid desaturase 2 (gene FADS2). The record is from RefSeq and is a predicted model, not a curated record. Gene Ontology annotation, biological process: lipid metabolic process. The transcript has 12 exons. Gene Ontology annotation, molecular function: oxidoreductase activity, acting on paired donors, with oxidation of a pair of donors resulting in the reduction of molecular oxygen to two molecules of water. Gene Ontology annotation, cellular component: membrane. NCBI's taxonomy places the organism in Eukaryota, Metazoa, Chordata, Mammalia, Dasyuromorphia, Dasyuridae. The coding region runs from base 91 to 1431 and encodes 446 amino acids.
GCUGGCCUGGCACUCUCGGCCGGAGCGGCGGAGGCAGUGACAGCUGCGGCACAGGGGCUGGGGUUGGCAGCCCGGGCGGCCGCGGGCAUCAUGGGCAAAGGCGGGGAGCAGGGAGAUGAGGGCGCCGCCGAGCGCGAUGCCCCCACGCUGCCCACCUACAGCUGGGAGGAGGUCCAGAAGCACAACCUGCGCACCGACCAGUGGCUGGUCGUCGACCGCAAGAUCUACAACGUCACCCAGUGGUCGCGCCGCCACCCGGGCGGCCACCGAGUCAUAGGCCACUACGCGGGCGAGGAUGCCACGGACGCUUUCCUCGCCUUCCACCAGGACCUGCAUUUUGUGAGGAAGUUCAUGAAGCCCUUGCUGGUUGGGGAGCUGGCCCCUGGGGAGCCCAGCCAAGACCGUGGCAAGAGUCCCCAGAUUACCGAGGACUUCCGAGCCCUGAGGAAGACUGCGGAAGACAUGAAGCUCUUUGAGACCAACCACAUGUUCUUCCUCCUGCUCCUGGCUCACAUCAUCGUUAUGGAGAGUUUAGCCUGGUUCACCGUUUUCUACUUUGGCACCGGCUGGAUCUCCACCAUCUUGACAGCCGUCAUCCUGGCAACUUCCCAGGCCCAGGCUGGGUGGCUCCAGCAUGACUACGGUCACCUCUCGGUCUACAAGAAAUCCACGUGGAACCACCUUGUCCACAAAUUUGUGAUCGGCCACCUCAAGGGAGCCUCGGCCAACUGGUGGAAUCAUCGGCACUUCCAGCAUCACGCCAAGCCCAACAUCUUCCAGAAGGAUCCCGACGUGAACAUGCUCCACAUCUUUGUCCUGGGCGAGUGGCAGCCGGUGGAGUACGGCAAGAAGAAACUGAAAUACCUGCCUUACAACCACCAGCAUCAGUACUUCUUUCUGAUUGGGCCCCCGCUGCUCAUCCCGCUGUACUUCCAGUUUCAGAUCAUCAUGACCAUGAUUGUGCGCAAGGAUUGGGUGGACCUGGCCUGGGCCAUCAGUUACUACACCCGCUUCUUCAUCACCUACAUCCCUUUCUAUGGCGUCCUGGGAUCCCUCUGUUUGCUCAACUUCAUCAGAUUCCUGGAGAGCCACUGGUUCGUGUGGGUCACGCAGAUGAAUCACAUCCCCAUGGACAUCGAUCGGGAGAAACACCAGGACUGGCUCAGUUCCCAGCUGUCGGCCACUUGCAACGUGGAGCAGUCUUUCUUCAAUGACUGGUUCAGCGGCCACCUCAACUUCCAGAUUGAGCAUCAUCUCUUCCCCACCAUGCCGCGCCACAAUUACCACAAGGUCGCCCCGCUGGUCAAGUCUCUGUGUGCAAAGCACGGCAUCGCGUACCAAGAGAAGCCCCUCAUGAGAGCCCUCCUGGACAUCGUGGGGUCCUUGAAGAAGUCGGGAGACCUCUGGCUGGACGCUUACCUCCACAAAUGAAGCCCCCACCCCCACCUCAGGGACCUGUGGGACGGGAGGCAGGGACUGAGCAGCACCUUCGGGUUCAAGCAACUUGAGCUCCUGCAGGAGGGCCCAGGGCCAUUUCAGACUCCCCUCUCUCUGUCUCUGUCUCUCUGUGUCUCUGUCUCUGUCUCUCCGUCUCUGUCUCUCUCCAGGGCGCAGCCCCUUCUCCUUUCCUGGCAUCUGCCAGUGGCCAAUCAGGCUUGCUUCUUUUCUUGGGUGGGAAACGGGACGGACUCUUUUGCUUAUGGGAGUCUCUGGGCUCCAGAGAUGCUGGGUCUCAUUCCAAGGUGGCUUCCGCUUCUGGCCUCCAUGUGACCAGCUGCCCUGCCUCGACUUCCCUGAGAGAAAGAAAGCGGUGCUGCGUUCCCUCCCGCCGCAGCCCCCCUUCCCUGUGCAGCCCCCUCCCCUCCGCCCCUGCUGGGGGCCUGGCCCCGGGGCCCUCGCCCUUCCUUCCUGUUCCGCACUCCCCCUCCCCAGUAAUCACCAGCCCCCAGCCCUCCCGAAACGUGGCCCGGAGCCCUCGGGGAUCACUGAGGAACAGCAGGUGCGCUCAGGAGACCCGGGAUCAAUCUCAGCUCGUGACGGACAUCCAAGGGAUGCUGAGAAAGGCUCUGGCCUUCGCGUUCUUCUGUCAGACGAGGGGAGCGCGGCGGGGACCCCCGGGCUCUCUCCAAGUCUCAAACGCCUUGAACCCACGGCCAGCUCCGCCCGGUUUCAGAUCCGAAGCGCCUGGUGCCCCCUUCCUCCCGAGGGUCACUGGCUGCUGCUCCCCCAGGGCUGGAGUUGGAACUCCCCAACCAGGAGCUGUCCAGCACCUCCCGCCCCAGCUCAUGGGGACCAGAGAAUGCCCAGAACCAAAUGGGCGACUGAGGCAGCUGUUGGGGCCACACCACUGCCUUCUUGGGAGUUUUCCGCCUUCCUUUCCCGGGUCCCCGUCCGGCAGUCAGCCAGCCCCGCACCCCCAAAUGUGCCCCCCCCCCCACUCAGUCCCGGGCCUGGCUGCAGAUUUAGUCAGCUAGACAGGGGAGGGGCCCCCGUGGGAUUACUGAGAGCCCAAGCUCGCCUCCCUUUGCAGAAGGAAAAACUGAGGCUCCCAGAGGCCUGCCCGAGACCCCACAGGUAGCGAGGAGCACGGCGGGGCUUCCCACGCGAGUGGUCUGGCCCCGAACCCAUUGCUACUUCCACUAGACCGAGCUGCCUUCUCUCCGGAGGAACAACCCACAGCCCCUCGGGCACACAUCAUUGGUGGCCUUAAGAAAAUUCGCGUCCUCCUCUUUUGAUCCAGAUGCUGUGAGAGGCUACCUCGGAGGGGGGAGGAGUCCAGAGCACAGACACAUCCUCUGCUCCUGUAAUGGGAGGGCGGUGCUCAGGUCACCCCUUUGCCCGUCCGUCAAUCACCCGGCAGAUGGUUGUUGGACUUCUUCCCCCGUUCUGGCCUCCCUCUAUAAAGUGAAGGGGUCGGAGUUCCCGCCUUCGGGGACGCAAGAUCUCCUCCCUCUGAGCACCAGCAUGAUCUUGUCUCCUCCCUCGGGCCCUGGAGUUUCCAUCCCUCCUAGUCCAGCUGAGGAGCGCCCGCCCCUCUUGGUCCUGUUUUGCUUAGGGUUAAGUUGGGCAGCUCAGAGCACUGCCAUCUUUAGUCACUCUUGGGUGGAUCUCAGAGGAAGGUGACGUUUUGGGGCUGGGAAUGGAGGCCUUCCAGCCUUGGACCCCUCCAGGAGUUGUUGCCCCCCCGGGGGUCGUUGGGCUGGAGGGAGCAUCCCAGGUGAAGCUUCCGGAGAGGAGGGAGAUGAGACCAGAGGGAUUCUCAGCCACCCCUUCUUCCCCUCCCCGCACCGGGCAGGAUCCUGCUGAUCCUCCGGCAAGUCUCCCUCUCUGCUUUGGAAAUGCUUGAUUUUCCUGCUCCCCUUAGAGUAAAAUGUGUGAGACUCACCAACUUAGGGCCCUUAACCCCUUAGUUAUCUGGACUGACAAACUGUUCAGGUUCAGCACAAGAGUUAGAUUUAGACUGGUCCUGACCUUGUGACCCCGCCAUUCCCAAGGUGUAGGAUGGUGGUUAGGAGUAUUCGCUAUCCGUAGCAUCCCCUUUAAUCGUCUCUUCACUAGAUUAGAGCGUUUCUGUCUUUGAGGGACAGAGACUUGGGUCUCCUCUUCUGGUGCUUCCCUCUUCUUGUUCCUCCCGUUUCCCCUCCCAAGCCCCCUCCCCGUGUCCCUGGAACUGCUGGAGGGUGCAGGCCAGUUGGAUAGAGAUGGUCAGUGGGGGCCCUUGCACAAGGAGGGACCUUGGGCCCUGGAGGUUUUCAGGAUGAAAGAAGGGAUGCAGGGAAGUGAUUGGGCCGGAGAAAGUGAGAGAAGGCGUUGAUGCUCAGGAGGAGGACUGUGGGAAAGGUGAGGGAUGAGAAGGCAAGCUCCUGGCGGGACUGCCCCCCGAAGCCGCUGCUCGAACCUCCCGCCAUCCCGCGGGAAGAAGGAAAGCAAUGUUUUUUUUAGCAGAAUUGUAGCCUGGGUCCUUAAGGGAACCUUUCCUGACCCCCUUCCCCCAUCCUUAAGCCACACCCCCCCCCCAUGGAGGCAGAAUUCUUAGGGAACAAGGACUUGAUUUGACUUUCCUCCCCUCCCCCACGCUGUUUUGGGAAUGAAUGAAAGGCCCAUUUUGUUGCGGUGUUCUUGGUACUCAAUAAAAAUUGACCUUUUGUGUUAA